Messenger RNA from Amborella trichopoda, 1657 nucleotides. It is a transcript of the gene HEMC, whose product is annotated as hydroxymethylbilane synthase. Lineage: Eukaryota; Viridiplantae; Streptophyta; Magnoliopsida; Amborellales; Amborellaceae. The record is from RefSeq and is a predicted model, not a curated record. Gene Ontology annotation, molecular function: hydroxymethylbilane synthase activity. Gene Ontology annotation, cellular component: cytoplasm. Gene Ontology annotation, biological process: heme biosynthetic process.
UAACAACUCAAAAGCCCAACUCGUGCACUCUCAUUUCUUUCUUUCUCUCUCUAAACUUCACAAUAAUGGAUAUCGGCUUGUUAUCCUCACACCCCAUCUUCUCCCCAUCUGUUCCCAUGGCCCCUGCUUCAGUUUCAGGAUUUGGUUCUUGCCCACCAUGCCUCAAAUACCCUCUUACCAGUCAUGGAAGGAAGUUAUUGGUCCCUAGGGCUGCUGUUGCCGUGGAGAACCAGCCCCAAACAAAGGUUUCACUGGUCAGGAUUGGGACCAGAGGAAGUCCACUAGCUCUUGCCCAGGCUUAUGAGACACGAGAUAAACUUAAAGCAACACAUUCCGAACUUGCAGAAGAUGGUGCUAUUGAUAUCAUAAUCAUAAAAACAACGGGUGAUAAAAUACUAAAUCAACCAUUGGCUGAUAUCGGUGGAAAAGGCUUGUUCACAAAAGAGAUAGACGAGGCAUUAUUGAAGGCUGAAAUUGAUAUAGCUGUUCAUUCCAUGAAGGAUGUGCCCACAUAUUUACCUGAGGGGACUAUUUUACCAUGCAAUCUCCCUCGUGAAGAUGUUAGAGAUGCAUUUAUAUGCCUCACUGCAAGUUCACUUGCAGAGCUUCCAGCUGGGAGUGUUGUUGGGAGUGCUUCUCUUCGAAGGCAAUCGCAGAUACUAUACCGAUAUCCAUCACUUAAGGUUAUCAACUUUAGAGGCAAUGUCCAGACAAGAUUGAGAAAGUUGGGUGAAGGGGAAGUACAAGCAACCUUAUUGGCAUUGGCUGGGCUCAAACGCCUAGACAUGACUGAGGACGUGACGUCUAUCCUAUCCAUCGAAGAAAUGCUUCCAGCUAUCGCACAAGGAGCGAUUGGUAUAGCAUGUAGAACCAAUGAUGACAAGAUGGCCAAUUAUAUUGCAUCCUUGAAUCAUGAGGAAACCAGGCUUGCCGUUACAUGUGAAAGGGCGUUUCUUGAGACUUUGGAUGGGUCUUGUCGCACACCAAUUGCUGGCUAUGCUCACCGUGACAAGGAUGGAUACUGCAUAUUUAGAGGUUUAGUUGCAUCUCCAGAUGGAACCAGAGUGCUUGAAACAUCAAGAAAAGGUAACUACGAUAUUGAGGAUAUGGUUGAGAUGGGGAAGGACGCUGGGAAAGAGCUGCUUUCACGUGCGGGUCCUAGCUUUUUUGAUUGGUAGCUGUGAUAAUUCAAAUUGGCAUCGGCUUUAGCUUUUUCAAUUUUUGGGAUGCAUUUGAAAAUGUCAUCCUUGAGGUGUAACUGUUUAGUGUAAUUUAUAGAGAACUUUGAGGGGUUUGAAAGUUUCAUCUUUUUUGAGUUGUAAUUGGCAUUAGUGUUACUGUUAAAAAAAAUUGUUUAUUGAGAAUUCAAGAGUCUCACGGAUUGGACCUGAAAUGGGAGAGUAAGUAUUUGAGGGACCUUAAUCCUAUUAGAAGAAGGGCAUGCCAUGAACAAGCGGAUAUAGCCAUGAAGGAAAGCUCAAACUCUAAAUGAAGGUACCGGUAGAAUUGUUAGAUUAGUAGUAGUUAGCCCCUACAAGUUUGUAGUUCAUUUGGGAUUGCUAUUGAAUGGAGGUAAUGGUUCAGCACUGCUAUGCUGUUGUACUCUGUACGGUAAGAAAAACGGCCGGGAAGGAAAUGAAAACCAUUGCUUUUUGUA